Molecule: messenger RNA, 395 nt
Organism: Aspergillus novofumigatus IBT 16806
Lineage: Eukaryota; Fungi; Ascomycota; Eurotiomycetes; Eurotiales; Aspergillaceae
Exons: 1
Coding region: 107-334 (75 amino acids)
Source: RefSeq, a predicted model, not a curated record
GAACAAAGGAAAUGGACAAGCGAAUGUAGCAGCAAUCAGGGAUAUUGGGAUGUUUUCUUUCCCUCCUUCUAACUGUUUCUUUUCUUUCUUUUCUUCUUAGGUAGUGAUGUUCUCUUUUUGCUUGAGGUCCUUUUUGCACAGUAUGUUCUUUUUCCUCUUUGUUCCCGUCUCUUUUCUCUUGUGUUUCUCAAGUUGGUUUCUUAUGAAAAUAGGUUUCUUAUUCUCUCCUCCGGUGUUUUUCCAGAACUGUGAUCUCCUGAAAGAGCAAGAGAUGGAAGAAAAGUCGAAACUUGUAAAAUGCUUGCUAGCUAUCUUGGCGAGACUUUGGAGAUAACAACGAGACGAAGCAGGCGCCAGUCCUCAACCUAAACCACACAGAAGCCCACGACUAUCCU